UAUUUUGAUGAAGAGAUGGCUAUAAAAUAUAUUUCUGUAGUAGCAUUGGCUUUAGACUAUCUGCACAGACAUGGGAUCAUCCACAGGGAUUUGAAACCGGACAAUAUGCUUAUUUCCAAUGAGGGUCAUAUUAAGCUGACAGACUUUUUUGGCCUUUCCAGGGUUACUCUGAAUAGAGACAUCAAUAUGAUGGACAUUCUCACAACACCAUCAAUGUCUAAACCAAAGCGAGAUUAUUCAAGAACCCCAGGACAAGUCUUAUCUCCCAUCAGUUCUUUGGGAUUUUUAAGUCCAGUUGGAGAAAAAGAUCAAGACUCUGCAAACAUGUUUUCAACCCCUAAGUCUAAAGGACAACUUUCUCAAGGAUUAAUUUGUCCUAUGUCCGUAGAUCAGAAGGAGCCGACUUCUUCAUUUUUUUUUCCGACUUCUUACUCAAGCAAGCUACUAAUAUCAUGUUUUGAAACACUUGCAUCCAAUCCAGAAAUACCUGUGAAAUGUCUGACUUCUAAUCUACUCCAGUGUAGGAAAAGACUGGGUACCUCAAGUACCAGUAACCAGUCUCAUACCUUCGUAUCCAGUGUGGAGUCAGAAUGCCACAGCAGUCCCAAGUGGGAAAGAGACUGCCAGGAAAGUACCAAGUCCUCAGGCUGUGCAGGGAUGAGCUGGAAUGCAGCUGAAAUGCUGUAUGCAAAAUCUACAAGUGCCAUCGAGACAGCAACAGAUGUGGAAUUAACACGUUCUCCCAUUCACGACAGCAGUGCCAUUCCCACCACUGGAAGCAACCAAGAGACCCUCCCUAGAAAAAGCUUCAGGGAAAUCUCUUGGGAAGCAAGAGAACCAGAUAUAAAUAAUGAGAACAUGACCAUUGACGAGGGACAGUCUGGUUUCUAUCAAUCCAGUCAGUGGGCUGUAAAGUCCAGUGCUACAUCUGAAGAACACCUUGGUAAAAGAAACUGUAAAAGAAAUUUCCACUUGGUUGACUCCAGUCCUUGUCAGGAAAUUAUACAAAGUGAAAAACACUGUAUGGAGUCUGAGGCCAAUAAGGAAAGGUCAGGCUACUGUACAAAUCAAAAUACAGGCUUGACCGCUGAAGUCCAGAACCUAAGGCUAUCUAUCAGUUGCGGAAGUCAGCAACAUGACUAUGCUAAUAAGGAGAACAUUGUCACCUAUUUAACUGCAGAAGAACUGCACAUACCAACGAUAGCAAAGAACCUUAUGUCUGAACUCGAUGAAGACUGCGAGCUGAGCAGUAAAAAGGACUGCCUCAAUUCUAAUUCUGUAUGUUCUGAUGAGGACAGAGCUCCUAAAACUGUCUGUAUGGAUUCUGAUUCAUCCUUUCCUGGAGCGUCUAUGAUGGAAAGUUCACUGGAAAUUCAGGCCUUAGAACCAGAUAAAAGCAUCAGAGACUUCUCUUUUGAACAACCAAAUACUGAAGAUCUACUUAUGUUACCAAAAUGCCAAGGGAAUUCCUUGCUAAAAGAUGACUGGCAUGCUUCUAUCCAAGACAUUAGCCAAAUGUUAGCUCCUCCUUCAAAGGUGCCCAAAACAUUAACGUCUAAAACCAACAUCGUGGCUUUUCGAAGUUUUAACAGUCAUAUUAAUGCAUCCAGUAAUUCAGAACCAUCCAAAAUGAGCAUCACUUCUUUAGAUGGUAUGGACAUUUCCUGUGAUUACAGUGGUUCAUAUCCCAUGGCUGUGACCCCUACUGAGAAAGGAAGGGUCUGUAUGUCACAUCAGCAGACUCCAAAUCAGGUCAAGUUGUUCCCAACAUCAUACAGAACUCCAAAGAGUGUGAGAAGAGGGGCACCGCCAGUAGAAGACGGACGAAUUCUAGGGACUCCAGAUUACCUGGCACCUGAGCUCUUACUGGGUACAGCCCAUGGUCCUGCGGUAGACUGGUGGGCACUUGGAGUUUGCUUGUUCGAAUUUCUAACAGGAAUUCCCCCUUUCAAUGAUGAAACGCCACAACAAGUAUUUCAGAAUAUUUUAAAAAGAGAUAUCCCGUGGCCAGAAGGUGAAGAAAAGCUAUCUGAUAAUGCACAAAGUGCAAUGGCCAUGCUUUUAACCAUUGACGACACAAAGAGAGCAGGAAUGAGAGAACUGAAUCAGCAUCCUCUCUUCAGUGAGGUGGACUGGGAAAAUCUGCAGCAUCAGACUAUGCCUUUCGUACCCCAACCAGAUGACGAAGCAGAUGCAUCCUAUUUUGAAGCCAGAAAUAAUGCUCAGCACCUGACCACAUCUGGCUUUAGUCUGUAG
Arvicanthis niloticus (Nile rat) is the source of this 2256-nucleotide messenger RNA. The record is from RefSeq and is a predicted model, not a curated record. NCBI's taxonomy places the organism in Eukaryota, Metazoa, Chordata, Mammalia, Rodentia, Muridae.